This is a messenger RNA of Medioppia subpectinata, 1178 nucleotides long. Lineage: Eukaryota; Metazoa; Arthropoda; Arachnida; Sarcoptiformes; Oppiidae. The record is from the annotation of a GenBank genome assembly.
AUGAGUAUAAGCGGUAAUAACUGUACAAAACUUGUGGUAAAGAAUGUGAUGAGGGGUUCGACACCUCCUGAUUAUAAGCAAAAGUGCUUCGACUUGUGUCGCGACUAUUUGGGAGGCGUUUGGCUUAAACUGACCGUCGAUGACGUGAUUGUUAAGAGAUUGGGCGGCGGUUUAACCAAUCAAUUAUAUUAUUGCGCUCUCAAUGACGGACACAUAAGUAGUGAUAACAAAGUGUCACAAGAAGUGACCGUAAGAUUAUAUCAAGAAAAGCAUUUUAAGGACACUAAUGACGGUUACGAGAGAUUAUCGGAUGUUAUCAUCGCUUUAAUAAUGUCUGAGAAGAAGUUGGGACCCAAGAUAUACGGCCUCUUCGAGAGCGGGCAGAUUAUGGCCUAUUAUAAGCACAAAUGUUUUCGUAAAGACGAUCAUAAAAACGCUCAGAUAGUGACACAAGUGGCCAAAACAUUGGCUCAAAUACACGCCAUGGAUGUGGCCGUCAGGAAGACUGGGAACUCAUUUAUGGAUAAUUUGGACAACUUUUUGGACGAAUCAAAGAGUCUGUUUGACAUCAAGUCAUUGAUCAAUGAAUCCAAUUGUCAGACAUUAAGUGAUCACGAGUUAACCGAAGAGUUGAGUUGGCUUAAGAAGUCUGUGGCAGCGGUUGAUUCUCCGGUGACUUUCACUCACAUAGACUUUAGGGGAAAUAAUAUUAUGAUCACUGAAAACGAUGGUAUAGUUGUGUGCGAUUUUGAGUACUCGUGUUAUGACUGCAGAGGCUAUGAUUUUGGAUCAGUGUUUUCCGAAUGGGGCAAAGAGUUCGGUCAUUACGACCACAUCUAUUAUCCCGAAGACAAUGAGAUUAAGCCAUUCGUUGAGUCCUAUAUCGAAGAGUCGACAAAAAUAUUCGGCAAAGAGUUUACGAGAGAUGAAAGAAAUUCAUUGAAACAUCUCAUGAAAGAAGUGAAAAUCUUCUCUUUAGUCGGUCUUAUGUUUUAUGUAUUAUUUACACUCAAAAUGAAUCAAUCAUUCAUUCCUGGCAUACCUUUUGAUAAGAAGAUUGUUAUGCAACGAACGGAAUAUUAUUACAAGAAUUACUAUAAUCUCAAAGAGAAGAUUCUUAAAGAAAAGUUGAUAACAAUAUAAUCUAUUGUUAAAACAUUAAAGAAUUCCAAACAAAU